GCCGGAGUGCCAGCGGGCCAGGGCCGGAGCCGAGCCGGGGUCGGGGAAACAGCGGGGACCCUCGGAGGCGGGGCCAGUGGGACCGCGAUGGGCGUGGAGAUCGAGACCAUCUCCCCGGGAGACGCCUCUCCGGCCAUCCUGUCCACUCCCAUGGCUUUCAUUAUGGGCUGCAAACAGAUGGUCUCCAAACUUAAGCCUCCAGCCCAGGCCUCCAAUCUGAGUUCCAGGUGGUCCAUUUAUCCAGCUGCUGCUCAGCCUCUAUCUGGACCUCCCACGGAUCCCUCAAAGUCGGCAAGACAUUCCCCAAGAAGGGCCAGACGUGUGUGGUGCACUACACAGGAAUGCUCCAAAACGGGAAGAAAUUCGAUUCAUCCAGAGACAGAAACAAACCUUUCAAGUUCAGAAUUGGCAAACAGGAAGUCAUCAAGGGUUUUGAAGAGGGCGCAGCCCAGCAGCUGCUCCGAGCUUUUCUGCCAUUUGAAGCUUGUGCUGGGAGCCAGCUGUGACCAGAGGAACAGCUCCAGCCAUCUGGUUUUUCUAGGGGCUCUGUUAUUUGUGACCACAAUGAAAAGUUCAGACAAUGAUGUGAUAACUGACAGACUUCCCAGGCUCAAGAGCUCAAACGAAUGGCUGGAGCCCCAGCCACUUUCCUUCAUGGAGGCAUUAGCUAAAGAAGAUAUUGAUGCAGCUAUUCAAUCAAUAUUAUACAGAGAAAAUUAUAUAAUUAAGGAGCUAGGUAAGUAUUUAAAGCAUCAUGACUUCUUAAAUGCAAGAAGAAAAGAGAUAUUAUAUAAAAGAUGGGUUGAUCAUGUGGCAGAUCCUCUCCAGAAGAAAAUUAUAGAAAAUGUUACUUCACAUAAGAAGAUUAAAAAAAGGAGACAAGAGGAAUUAGAUGGUUUUUUAAAAUACAUGAAUAAAAAGGGAAAUGCAUUUAUAGAGCAUUAUGAUCCAAAAGAAUAUGAUCCUUUUUACAUGAACAAAGAGGACCCGAAUUUUCUGAAGGUUACCAUCCCACCAUUUCGUGACCCUUUGAAAAAAGCACAAUAUGACAAAGACGAUGGAAAAAGAAUUCUUCUUCAGUGUGAGACUGGCAAAAUAUUUACAAUGAAAGAAUUUAAAGAGGUUGAGAAGGCCAAACUGCAUUCCAGAUUUCCAGGAAUUUCUAAUUCAAGGCACUUUAUGACUCCAAAUGACUGGCUUAAACUGCAUACAAACUACAUAGAAAGUGAAUUUUGUAAAAGGAGCAGGUUAAAAGUAAAAGUGAAUUUUAACGAAAGUAGUUUUGACUUGAAACCCUCUGCAAAAACUCCUCAUCUUCUGGAAUCCCAGGAAGACGAAAAAGCAGUUGUUUACAAAUUUUAGCAACCAAGGAGCACACACCCUGAGCCUUGGCUGGUAAAAGAGGACACAAAAGAAGGCUGCUUCAAAGGAAGCCAUCUGCCAGCAGGAAUCAUUCAGAAUGAGGACCAAGAAAGGCACUCAAGAAUUGUUCUAUGUCUAAGAAGAGCAUCUGCAAUCAACUUCAUCUUUGAGUCCAGUGUCUGUAUGAUAAUUAAGAAAUGACAGUACUGUAUAUUGACAGUUAUUGCAAAUGUAUUUCCCCCAGGAGUUAAGAAAUGUUGCCUGAAGGAUACAAUAAAAAUACUAAUAGCUACCUUACUUAGCACCCAUCUCAAUUCACUUGCUCUUUCCCUAAAUUGUCAGGCACCCUUAAAAUCCACACCCACAUAUUCUCCCCAGGUUUCUCCAACAGUCUUUAGAAAAUUUAAAAAUUCAUUUUGAUUACCCAUGUGCUGAUUCUGAGUCUGCAAAGUUACAAAAAUUCAUUUUGAUUACCCCUCUGGCUCAUGUUGAGUGACUCUUAGUCACAGAAGACUUAGUAGGACCUGGAGCAUAGGAGGAGAGACUUUUGUUUCCCUUAGGCAAAGGGGCACUAAAAAUCAAUCCUCGCUUCUACUUGUAGCCCUGGAUCAUACAGAUAAAUGGCAUUGGCUAGAGAAGACAUUGAUGAAGCUGUAUACGUGGUAUUAUUUAGAGAAAAUUAUGUUGCGAAGGUGAGUUGGCUACAGAGAGUGGAUUCCAAGUGUGUUCUAGAGAUUGGAUACAUAUUUUCAGCAUCUGGAUGUUUUUAAGGAAAGAAGAAAAGAGUUGUUACAUAAAAAAUGGACUGAAAAU
Molecule: messenger RNA, 2175 nt
Organism: Physeter macrocephalus (sperm whale)
Lineage: Eukaryota; Metazoa; Chordata; Mammalia; Artiodactyla; Physeteridae
Gene: FAM228B
Product: family with sequence similarity 228 member B
Exons: 15
Coding region: 88-1362 (424 amino acids)
Biological process (GO): protein peptidyl-prolyl isomerization; regulation of cardiac muscle contraction by regulation of the release of sequestered calcium ion
Cellular component (GO): cytoplasm; sarcoplasmic reticulum membrane
Molecular function (GO): peptidyl-prolyl cis-trans isomerase activity
Source: RefSeq, a predicted model, not a curated record